CUCACGGUUGGUUGGGGCCUGCUGCAUGGAGCCCGAGCUGGAGCACGCACUGCGCAGGACCCUGUCCUGGAGCAGCCUAGGGGAGCCUGAGCACCAAGAGAUGAGCUUCCUAGAGCAAGGAGACAGUUCCUCAUGGCCUUCACCAGCCAUGACCACCAGUUCAGAAAUAAUCCAUGGGAAACGGGGGGCCAAGGCAUCAAGAUGGACGAGGCAGGAGGCUAUGGAGGAAGGAGAACCACCGGAUCUGGAAGAAGGUCCCCCUUCCAGGCCAGCUGCUGAGUCCACCGGGCUGGAGGCCACAUUCCCAGAAGCCACACCCUUGGCCAAAGCUGCUCCCUUGGCCCGGGUGGGCACCCCGCCCACAGGGUGGGAACUCUUCCCCCAGCACUCUGCAGCCUCAGCCGCCAGCUCCAGCACAGAUGAUCUGGAGGUGGCCAUGGAGUUCCCAGCCCCAGAAGCCUGGGGCUUCGAACUUGAAGGCCCUGGGGAAGAGAGGCCUGCCCCAUGCCCAUCGCCACAGGCUCCAUUACUCAGCCUGGGCUGGGAGGACGAGCUGCAGAAGCCUGGGGCCCAGGUCUACAUGCACUUCAUGCAGGAGCACACCUGCUAUGAUGCGAUGGCAACCAGCUCCAAGCUGGUCAUCUUUGACACCACGCUGGAGAUCAAGAAGGCCUUCUUUGCCCUGGUGGCCAAUGGUGUGCGGGCAGCACCUCUGUGGGACAGCAAGAAGCAAAGUUUUGUGGGGAUGCUCACCAUCACAGACUUCAUCCUGGUGCUUCACAGAUACUACAGGUCCCCCCUGGUCCAGAUCUAUGAGAUUGAAGAACAUAAAAUCGAGACCUGGAGGGAGAUCUACCUUCAAGGCUGCUUCAAGCCUCUGGUCUCCAUCUCUCCCAAUGACAGCCUGUUCGAAGCCGUCUAUGUCCUCAUUAAGAACCGGAUCCAUCGCCUUCCAGUCCUGGACCCUGUCUCUGGCACGGUGCUCUACAUCCUCACACACAAGCGGCUGCUCAAGUUCCUGCACAUUUUUGGUGCCCUGCUGCCCCGGCCCUCCUUCCUCUACCGCACUAUCCAAGAUUUGGGCAUCGGCACAUUCCGAGAUUUGGCUGUGGUACUGGAAACGGCGCCUGUCCUUACCGCACUUGACAUCUUCGUGGACCGGCGUGUGUCUGCCCUGCCUGUGAUCAAUGAAUCUGGUCAGGUCGUGGGCCUCUACUCCCGCUUUGAUGUGAUUCAUUUGGCUGCCCAGAAAACCUACAACCACCUAGACAUGAGUGUGGGAGAAGCCCUGCGACAGAGGACACUGUGUCUGGAGGGGGUUCUUUCCUGCCAGCCCCACGAGAGCCUGGGAGAAGUCAUUGACAGGAUUGCUCGAGAACAGGUACACCGGCUGGUGCUAGUAGACGAGACCCAGCAUCUCCUGGGCGUGGUCUCCCUCUCCGACAUCCUUCAGGCGCUGGUGCUGAGCCCUGCUGGCAUUGAUGCCCUCGGUGCCUGAGAAUACGAGUCCUCACUCCUAUCCCCUCACCUUCCAUACCCUGAAGACAAGGAAAGGAGCAGGGGACCCAGAUUUCAUCUUUCCCCAUCUGUUUGCCAAGUCAGCUCUGUUCCAGG
Messenger RNA from Marmota flaviventris (yellow-bellied marmot), 1614 nucleotides. RefSeq names its product protein kinase AMP-activated non-catalytic subunit gamma 3 (gene Prkag3). Gene Ontology annotation, molecular function: protein kinase binding; AMP binding; protein kinase regulator activity. NCBI's taxonomy places the organism in Eukaryota, Metazoa, Chordata, Mammalia, Rodentia, Sciuridae. Gene Ontology annotation, cellular component: nucleotide-activated protein kinase complex; nucleus; cytoplasm. Gene Ontology annotation, biological process: protein phosphorylation; regulation of catalytic activity. The record is from RefSeq and is a predicted model, not a curated record.